Molecule: messenger RNA, 2608 nt
Organism: Leptonychotes weddellii (Weddell seal)
Lineage: Eukaryota; Metazoa; Chordata; Mammalia; Carnivora; Phocidae
Source: RefSeq, a predicted model, not a curated record
CGCUCUCUUUCUCUCUAUGAAAUAAAUAAACCUUAAAAAAAACACCCAUGUAUUUAUGAGAAAACCUUGUUAGGAGCGUGGACAGGCAAGCCACAGAUGGGCAGUGCUCAGCACCAUGUGACAAAGCCCUGGUGUUUGCGCCCGUGGAAGGACAGCUCAGUAAUAAAAAGACACUCCAAUUAAACACGGGCACGAGAGGGGCGGGCGACCGGCUCCAUCGGAGGACCGUGUGACUCUUGAUCUCGGGGCUGAGAGUUUGAGCCCCAUGUCAGCUGUAGAGAUGACUUUAAAAAAACACUAAAAACAGGCAAGAGAUGUGAAGAGAGACUUCACGAAAGCAGACCGAUGAAUCGCCAGGGAGCUCAGAAGGCACACCGCCUCAUCGGCCACGAGGGAGGGCAGCCACGUGAGUCACACUCCAUGUUUGCAGCACAAGCGGCAGACUUGGCGGAGCGGGCCGGCGUGCCUGUAGGAAGUCCGCAUCCUAACACCUCCGCGUAGCUCGUAGGAACACCGGGCCGGCGGCGGGCCUGCUGCAGCACGGACAAACCUCCGGUGCGCAGCGCCGUGUGGAAAGAGCCGGGAAGGAGGGGGCCGGGCCGGACUCUGUGCUGGCGACGUGCUCAUCGCAUGGGGCGCUUCACGUGUGCGCCCUUCACGGGGAAGAAUCUCUAUACAAAUGAAUACGUAGCUAUUAAACUGGAGCCCAUCAAGUCCCGGGCACCUCAACUGCACCUGGAGUACCGCUUCUACAAGCAGCUCAGCGCCGCAGAGGGCAUCCCUCAGGUCUACUACUUCGGCCCGUGUGGGAAGUACAAUGCCAUGGUGCUGGAGCUGCUGGGGCCUAGCCUGGAGGACCUGUUUGACCUGUGUGACCGCACAUUCACGCUCAAGACGGUGCUCAUGAUCGCCAUCCAGCUGAUCACGCGCAUGGAGUACGUGCACACCAAGAGCCUCAUCUACCGCGACGUGAAGCCCGAGAACUUCCUGGUGGGGCGGCCGGGCACCAAGCGGCAGCACGCCAUCCACAUCAUCGACUUCGGCCUGGCCAAGGAGUACAUCGACCCCGAGACCAAGAAGCACAUCCCCUACCGGGAGCACAAGAGCCUGACGGGCACAGCGCGCUACAUGAGCAUCAACACGCACCUGGGCAAGGAGCAGAGCCGCCGCGACGACCUGGAGGCGCUGGGCCACAUGUUCAUGUACUUCCUGCGUGGCAGCCUGCCCUGGCAGGGGCUCAAGGCCGACACGCUCAAGGAACGCUAUCAGAAGAUCGGGGACACCAAGCGGGCCACGCCCAUCGAGGCGCUCUGCGAGAGCUUCCCAGAGGAGAUGGCCACCUACCUGCGUUAUGUGCGGCGCCUGGACUUCUUCGAGAAGCCGGACUACGACUACCUGCGCAAGCUCUUCAGCGACCUCUUCGACCGUAGCGGCUUCGUGUUCGACUAUGAGUACGACUGGGCGGGGAAGCCCCUGCCGACGCCCAUCGGCACGGUCCACUCCGACCUGCCCUCGCAGCCUCAGCCUCGGGACAAAGCCCAGCUACACAGCAAAAACCAGGCGCUGAACUCCACCAACGGGGAGCUGAACGCGGACGACCCCACUGCCGGGCACUCCAAUGCUCCCAUCACGGCGCCCGCGGAGGUGGAGGUGGCCGAUGACACCAAGUGCUGCUGUUUUUUCAAGAGAAGGAAGAGAAAAGCAGUGCAGCGUCACAAGUGAUGCUGGGCCCGGGCGCCCUGGACCCUCCUGCCGCAGCGCCCCCGGCAAGCCUGGCCCCGGCCACGUGGCCCACAGCCAGGACAGACUGCAGGGCCAGCCGCGGCUGCCCGCCCCCCACGCGGGGUCACUUCCUUCACAUGAGACUUUGCGAAAUUUCUACGCCCGUGUCUGGUCCUCCCCUCCAAGAGCAUUAACUAUUUCAAACAAGGAGAAGAGAAACGGUGGCCACCCUGCCCUGCGCCCCUCUCGCCCGCCUGCUGAAGUGAGUAGUCGGCCGCCCGUCCCAUUAGUCUCAUAAAGUCCAGCUUGUCUCCCUCGAUCCAAAGGCCGUUUUCUCGAGGGGGUGCUGUGGGCGUUGCUGCCGGGGUGAGCCUGCCCUGGGCCUCCCUGCACCAUGGGGGAAGACGGGGUGGGGGAGGCCCCCCAAACCAAAAUGCUGCACCAAAGCCUGGGCCGGCGGGCACAGCCCCGCAGGGUUUCCUGCCACACCUGCUCGUGGAGCUGUGUCCAGGGUCCCGGAGCCCCGGGGGCGGCCUCCUGCUUGGCACUCGGGCCACGGUCUGUGCCCGGGUGUGCGUGGGCUUCUCGUGUCUGUGCUCCACGCCGCCGGCGGACCAGCAGGAGACAAGCGCCUUAAAGCCCUGUCCCAGCCCUGCAGGCGCGUCCAGGGCCGGGCAGCCCUGGUGGGAGUGUGGUCCUUCUGGGCCCCCCCCGGAGGGCCCACGCUGCCUCAGGGUGGAGCAGCCGGGGAAGGCCUGGCAGCGGUGUGUGUGUCUAGGUCUUGCUUUACACGGUGUACAGAAAUGGCACUUCGGUUUCUCUGAUGCUUCCUGGAAGCCAUAGAGUUUAGGGGCUUUUUUAAAAAAAUAAAGGAAAAUGAAAGCAC